AUGGUGCACAUAUCCCUUCCAAGAGGCCUCAGCCAACUUGGAGGAAUAAAACACAAGGACAAAGAUCAGGGUGCCGGCGGUGCUGCUCCUGGUGGAAAUGGCAGCAGACGGCCCAGUCCUCCGGGACUUGGGAGUAAUAACAACAGCACUGUUGCCCUGGUCGAUCAGAAACCACUCAUCCUCAAAGUUUAUGUUAUAAAGGCGAGAAAUCUGGCACCCAAGGAUCGAUCUGGCACCUCUGACCCUUAUCUUGUGGUCACCCUCGGCAACGCAAAGCAGUCUACCCCCUCAAUCGCAAGAACUCUCAAUCCGGAAUGGAAGAUAUGCUUCGAUAUGCCUCUAACAGGCGUUCCCCUACUUGAAUGCAUGUGCUGGGACAAAGACCGCUUUGGCAAAGAUUACAUGGGCGAGUUUGAUAUCCCGAUUGAAGAUAUUUUCACCAAUGGGCAGAUCCAGACCCAGCCCAAAUGGUACAGGCUGAACUCGCGGAGACCAGCAAGCAAGAAACAGAGCAACGUCUCCGGAGAAGUGUACAUGCAAUUCUCUCUCGUCGACUCCGCGAACCCGUCUGCUAGUCCGGAUGAGAUUCGCAAAAAGUUUCAAGCCUAUCUUGGAGCCGAAGAAGAGGACGAUGAAUUGUCCCGGAUCUCCUCCAAUGCUGAUGAAUUGGCGGGAGACGAAGACUUCGACGAGCUUGGCGAGGAUCAGGAGGAAUCCGUCACCGAAACCGAAUCUCCGCAGAAACCAGAAACUGCUGACAAGAGAGCCAAGAAGAGAAGACUCGCCCGUCUCCGUCGCCGAUCGAUUGCGGCAAGAGCAUACAACUUCCUUUCAGAAGACAGCGAUGUCAAUGGCAUUAUUUUCCUGGAGAUUGUCAAGAUCAUCGAUCUACCACCUGAACGAAACAUGACCCGAACCUCUUUCGAUAUGGACCCCUUCGUGGUGACUGCGUUGGGUCGUAAGAUCUUACGAACAAAAGUGGUUCGGCACAACCUGAACCCGGUGUACAAUGAGAAAAUGGUCUUUCAGAUCAAGCGCAAUGAGGUCGGCUACUCCUUCACGUUCAGUGUGAUCGAUCGGGACAGCUUGUCUGGCAACGACUUUGUGGCUUCGACAUCAUUCCCCCUCCAGAAAAUGAUCCAAUCUGCUCCCAAGGAGGAUCCAGGUACUGGCCUCUAUGACCUUCCUGAGCCACCAGAGUAUUCGCCGGCAAUGCAGCAGAAGGGUAGAUUCCGCAUACCCUUGUCACGCACCACGUCGGCCAAUAGUCUAUCAAAGCUAUCAAGACCCGGGUUGAAGAAAGACGACUCUCAGAUAUCACUGUCCAGCACGAACAACAGCACAAGCAGUGACGACAUCAGUCGUCCUCCACCGCCAACCAGUAUACCUUCUGACGGCAACGGAAAUAAUCUGAAGGUGCCCACAGGCACUGACCCCCAACCAGCUCAGCCGAUAGAAGAUCCGACCAUGAUACCGUAUGUGAUUCCAUUGGAACUCAAAAACAAGGAUCGAUGGGAAGACAAGCAUAGCCCUGAGCUCCACAUCCGAGGAAGGUAUCUUCCUUACAAUGCGCUGAGGCAACAGUUCUGGAGAGCUAUGUUGAAGCAGUAUGACGUGGAUGACAGCAAGCGGAUCAGUAAAAUUGAAUUCACCACCAUGCUUGAUACGCUGGGGUCAACUCUGAAAGAAUCGACCAUUGACGGCUUCUUCAAGAGAUUCGCUGCCGAGAACGAAGAUGUUGGAGAGGUGGAUUUGACCUUCGACCAAGCAGUGAUGUGUCUCGAGGAACAGCUGCAAAAGAGUGGCGAAAAGAAGUCCCAGAUCGAGAAGAUCAAGAGCGCCGAAAUAUUCUCUUCGACACACAAGGAUGAUAUCCCCCAAAAGGCUCCCAACAACGAUGAAGUACCGAGCAUUACACAAGAAGCAACCGGGGCUGCGGGUGAGGAAGGAAAACUGCUCGGAAAUGACCUUGCUGACGAAGGGGACGAAGAGCACGUCAUCGAGAUCCGGGAGUGUCCAAUAUGCCACCAGCCGAAACUGAACAAGCGCACCGAAGCCGACAUCAUAACCCACAUUGCCACUUGUGCCAGCUCGGAUUGGAGGCAGGUCAACAACUUGGUGAUGGGUGGCUUCGUGACCCAAAGCCAAGCCCAGCGGAAGUGGUACUCUAAGGUCAUCACCAAGAUCAGCUACGGAGGCUACAAGCUGGGCGCUAACAGCGCGAAUAUUCUGGUACAGGACCGGAUCACGGGGCAGAUCAACGAAGAACGAAUGUCUGUGUACGUUCGUAUUGGCAUCCGCUUGCUCUAUAAGGGCUUGGGCGCUGGUGAAAUGGAAAAGAAACGAAUCAAAAAGAUGCUCCGCUCAUUAUCAAUUAAACAGGGCAAGAAGUUCGAUGACCCAGCCUCGGUGGCGCAAAUCCCUGGAUUCAUUGCGUUUCACCAGCUCGACAUGUCUGAAGUUCUACUACCAACUUCCGAGUUCAAGAAUUUCAAUGAAUUCUUCUAUCGCGCGUUGAAACCCAACGCUCGGCCGUGCAGUGCACCGGACCGACCUGAAAUCAUCGUCUCCCCAGCAGAUUGUCGCUCCGUUGUGUUCAAUACGAUUGAUGAAGCGACACGAAUCUGGGUCAAAGGCCGAGACUACUCGCUCGAGAAGUUAUUUGGCGAGGCGUACCCGCUAGAAGCGAAACGAUACAAGGGCGGGAGCAUGGGUAUUUUCAGACUUGCUCCUCAAGAUUAUCACCGUUUCCACGUCCCGGUCGACGGUACCUUGGGAACCCCAAAGGCCAUUGAAGGCGAGUACUAUACGGUCAAUCCCAUGGCUAUUCGAUCAGCAUUGGAUGUCUAUGGGGAGAACAUCAGAGUUUUGGUACCCAUCGACACUGUAGCGCAUGGCAGGGUCAUGUAUGUCUGCAUCGGUGCAAUGAUGGUUGGGUCAACGAUUAUUACUCGCAAACCCGGAGAGCGAGUCAAACGAGCCGAAGAGCUUGGUUAUUUCAAGUUUGGCGGCAGCACCAUACUCUUGUUUUUCGAACCGGGGAAAAUGGUAUACGACAAAGACCUGGUCGAUAACAGCCUUGGAGCGCUGGAGACAUUGCUCCGUGCCGGUACGUCCAUUGGACAUUCGCCAGAUGCCGAGCCACACAAGCCGGAUAUGAAAAAGGAUGAGAGCAGCAUUACAACGGAGGAUAGGCAGGAAGCCAGGCGGCGAAUUGCGGGCAGCAUAGCGCCUGACAUGGACAACUAUGGUAUAAUCCCUCCAGACACAGAGUCAGGCGAUGCAAUGAGCUAG
This is a messenger RNA of Fonsecaea multimorphosa CBS 102226, 3294 nucleotides long. RefSeq lists its product as uncharacterized. Gene Ontology annotation, molecular function: calcium ion binding; phosphatidylserine decarboxylase activity. Bases 1 to 3294 code for a protein of 1097 amino acids. NCBI's taxonomy places the organism in Eukaryota, Fungi, Ascomycota, Eurotiomycetes, Chaetothyriales, Herpotrichiellaceae. The transcript has 4 exons. Gene Ontology annotation, biological process: phospholipid biosynthetic process. The record is from RefSeq and is a predicted model, not a curated record.